AAGAGUCAAAUUAUAAAUAUAAUAAGCCAAAUAAUUAUGAAUUUGAUGAUAAUAAGCCAGAUGAUAAUGAGUUGAAUAAUGGUAAGCUAGAUAAUAAACUAAAUAAUAAUAAACUAGAUAAUAAAAUUGAUAAUAAUAAACUAGAUAAUAAAAUUGAUAAUAAAUUAGAAGACUUUGAUUCAAAUUAUAAUAAUAUUGAUAUAAAUAACUGUAAAGAAAUGCAAAAUAAUAAAGUAAUAGAAAUUGAUUAA
Racocetra persica is the source of this 251-nucleotide messenger RNA. Lineage: Eukaryota; Fungi; Glomeromycota; Glomeromycetes; Diversisporales; Gigasporaceae. The record is from the annotation of a GenBank genome assembly.